Molecule: messenger RNA, 4188 nt
Organism: Penicillium alfredii
Lineage: Eukaryota; Fungi; Ascomycota; Eurotiomycetes; Eurotiales; Aspergillaceae
Product: Oligopeptide transporter OPT superfamily
Exons: 12
Coding region: 1-4188 (1395 amino acids)
Biological process (GO): transmembrane transport
Molecular function (GO): oligopeptide transmembrane transporter activity
Source: RefSeq, a predicted model, not a curated record
AUGCCAUCGGAACUGGAAGAGCUGGUGGAAUUUCUUCACCACGGCAACACCCAGAUCAGACAGAUUGCAUGCGAAAACCUCGUCGGAUUUUCUACCGCCCAGCCCAGCCUGUUCAAGCGUCACCAAUUGUUGCCCGUUCGAGACUUGAAGCUGUUGGCCCGAGAUUACACACCUAUUGCGAAGAAUGCCUUGACAAUCCUCAUCAACCUCUCGGGCGAUGAAGAGGUGUUGAAACAUUUAUCCGAAGAUGACCAGUUUAUUGAGACCUUGCUCAUGAAACUGACGAAUGCCAAGGAGCCCAACGCCGAUGAUGUCGCGAUGUUGAUGGCCAAUCUCGCCAAAUCCAACAACCUACAGAAACUGCAUUCGCUGAAGCGCAAAAUCCCCGAAUCCGUAUCCACCUCCGGAAAUGCCAUUGACCAGUUAAUGGACUGUUUUGUCAAGGGCGCCAAGGGCGGCCUCAAUAAACAUGCCAACUAUGAUUACCUGUCCUACCUGUUCGCCGACCUGUCACAAUCGGAAGCGGGGAGAGCCUAUUUCAUCACGCGCCAGGAGUAUGACGGAGUUGUCCCCAUCACAAAGCUGACCGUCUUUACGGAACACCCCAGCGACAUUCGCAGGAAGGGGGUCGCCUCCACAAUCAAGAAUGUUGCCUUUGACAUCCCGUCGCAUCCCAUGCUCUUCGCGGAGGAUGGGGUGAACCUCCUGCCGUAUCUGCUGCUGCCGAUUGCGGGACCAGAGGAGUUCUCGGACGAAGAGACGAUGGCCAUGCUACCCGAUCUCCAGCUGUUGCCACCGGACAAGCAACGAGACCGGGACACCAGCAUCAUAACCACCCAUCUGGAAACGCUGCUUUUGCUGACCACGACUCGGGAAGGCCGGGAUCUGAUGCGUGUAGUCAAGGUGUAUCCUUUGAUUCGCGAGUGCCAUCUCCACGUCCAGGACGAGGAGGUCCAAGAGGCGUGUGACCGGCUGGUCCAGGUGCUGAUGCGUGACGAAGCAGGCGAGGGAGAGAAGACUGAGGCUGAACUGGCACGGGCACAGUCUCAGAUUCAGCAGCAACCCAAGGACGCGGACGAGAAGAUUCCACCGUCAGCCCACAUCCCGCUGAGAACGCGGAAGGUCUCUUGUCCCCCGGACGGCCUGAGGGGCAAGUGGCUUCCCGCUGGGUCAAACCACCGAGAAGACUCGAAUUCUGAUCCCCACGAUGGAAAUGACAACUCGGGAAGUGACCGCCUGCCUCCAGACGUGAACUGCGAUCCCACAAGGACCUUGGCCCAGCACCUCAGGACCUUCAUGUCGCGCGCCCCUCUCCUCCGGUCAUCGCCGGCCCUGGGCUCUUCCUCGUAUGGAGCCGUGCGCAUCCCACAAGAAGACUCAGACGAUGACACUGUCAUUGCUUCGCGGCGGGAUCAGAGUGUUCGACGGGUGCGGGAUGGUCCUCGAUCGCAACAGGAGAGCCUUGACGAAUCCAUGGAAGGUCCGUCGAGUGAUGUGCGCAGCUCACGAGUCAGACGUUCGCAUUCAUCUGGCAGGCGACGGAACAAUGGACUGUAUAGAAAGGACCAGUAUCGUCGGCCCUCUUCGGCCACGUCCGAUGUUGGAAUGGGUGCCGAUUCGAAGUACUCGUUUGCGACGGGACUCGCGGUGCCUGGAAAUCCCGUGGUGCAAGACACCCCUGCAUCUUCGCCGUUUGUAACAAGCGACGAGGAGGAUGUUCUGGACGUCGACAGCGAAGAUACAAAAUCUACGGACGAGGACCCGCCGGAUAAUUCGCCCUAUGCCCAAGUACGAGCCUCUGUCCCGGCGACAGACGACAUUUCUCUUUCCAUCAAUACUCCGCGGAUGUGGAUUCUGUCCCUGAUCUUCUCCUUGACGGGCUCUGCUGCCAAUUUAUUCUUUUCGCUUCGGUACCCUAGUGUUGCCAUCACCCCGAUCAUUGCUCUUGUUUUGGUUCAUCCACUGGGCAAGUUUUGGGAUGUCCUUCUCAAAAGGACGGAUGAUCCCCUUGAAGUGUUCGAAAAUGGCUCCCUUUAUCACCGGGAAUCGCUUUCUGGCGAGAUCGAUAUCCCAGCCGUUCCCUGGAUAUCUCGAGUCAGGCUGUGGCUCGCCCAAGGUCGUUGGAACGAGAAAGAACAUGCCUGUGUCUAUAUCAGCAGCAAUGUCUCUUUCGGGUUUGCCUUUGCGACUGAUGUCAUUGUUGAACAACACAAGUUUUACAAGCAGGAAGUACCGAUUAUAUACCAGCUCUUGCUCAUUAUCUCGACCCAAGUCCUAGGCUAUGCAUUUGCAGGCCUUACCCGCCGGUUCCUCGUGCGGCCAUCGGCCAUGAUCUGGCCGGGGACCCUGAUGUCCACUGCUAUGUUUUCCACGAUGCACAAAUCUGUCAACAAGAAAGCCAAUGGAUGGAGAAUUUCUCGAUACAAGUUUUUCAUCCUCGUGUGGGGAGGUGCAUUUGUCUGGUACUUCAUCCCGGGGUUACUGAUGCCUGCGCUCAGCUACUUCAACGUGAUCACUUGGCUGGCUCCCAAGAACGUUGUGAUAUCCAAUCUGUUUGGAGUUGCGUCUGGUCUCGGAAUGUUUCCCUUGACCUUCGAUUGGGCCCAAAUCGCUUACAUAGGUUCUCCGUUGUUGACACCAUGGUGGGCAGCUGCCAAUAUCGUUACGGGUCUGAUUGUUGUCAUCUGGGCGGUUGCCCCGAUCUUGUAUUAUAAAAAUGUUCUCUUCUCCGCAUAUAUGCCCAUCCUUUCCACUGCAGUGUUUGACAAUACUGGACAUCUCUAUAAGGUGAGCCAGAUAUUGACCAAGGAGUUUUUGUUCGACCACGAAGCCUACAAAAUCUACUCACCGGUGUAUCUACCGAUCACCUACGUCUUGUCCUACGCGGUCCAGUUCGCUGCUUUGACUUCUCUGGUCACACACACCGUGUGCUGGUAUGGGAAAGACAUUUGGCAUCAGACCAGAAAGGCUUUCGACGAACGACGAAAUUUGCCGAAUAUGGAAACCUAUCAGCCACUCCGGACUACCAAUGACCAUGCCGCAGGCCGACACAGCUACGAGAUCCCUCGAAGCAGCUCUCAUGAUCCGAGCCGAGAGAACCCCUUGGGCGCGGAGGAUGUUCAUUGUCGUCUGAUGAGACGUUACAGGGAUGCGCCGCUUACAUGGUACCUCGCAGUCUUGGCUUCGAUGCUGGCCAUCGCCACUUUCACUGUGGAGCACUAUCCGGUCCACCUCCCCUGGUAUGGAUUACUCUUGGCCCUGGCCAUCACUAGCUUGUUCUUCAUCCCGGUGGGCAUCAUUAUGGCUGUGACCAACCAGCAUAGCAGCCUCUAUCUCAUCUGCCAGCUGCUCUGUGGCAUUGUGUUCCCGGGACGCCCUGUGGCGAAUAUGAUCUUUGUGACGUACUCCUACAUCAGUUCCGCCCAGGGGAUCAAGUUCUCUUCAGACUUGAAGCUUGGUCAUUAUAUGAAGAUCCCUCCCCGCAUUUUGUUUAGCGUGCAGAUAGUGGCGACCCUGGUUUCCAGUCUGACUCAAAUCGGCGUACUGAACUGGAUGUUUGCCCACAUUCCGGGCCUGUGCACCCCCGAGGCCCUCAAUGGCUUUAAUUGCCCCAUUGCGCGGGUUCAUUUCAAUGGAAGCAUCCUGUGGGGAGUCGUCGGGCCCCAGCGCUUCUUUGGCCCCGGAGGACUCUAUCGACCGCUCGUUUGGGCAUUCCUUGUCGGCGCAGUCGCUCCGUUGGGGGCCUGGCUACUGGGCCGACGAAGCAAGAGGAGCUUCUGGCGCAUGGUAAAUUUUCCCAUUUUGUUCGGCAGCUUGAGCUGGAUUCCUCCGGCCACUGGGCUGAAUUUCUCCAUCUGGGCGCUCGUAUGUUUUGUGUUUAACUACGUGAUCCGGCGUCGGAGGACGGCCUGGUGGGAAAAGUACGCCAUGACCUUGUCGGCUGCAUUGGAUUCCGGGCUGGCAUGUGCAGUGGUUGUUGUCUUCUUUGCCUUCAUCUAUUCUGGCUGGGCCGAUGGGUUAACAUGGUGGGGGACAGAGAUAUAUAAACAGGUUGGUGCUCUCUAUGCUUGUCAUGAUGAGCUUCGGGGUCCUUGGCUGACAUUCACCAUUCAGGGUUGUGACUGGAUUGCAUGUUCAUACAAACGACUGGGACCAGGGCAAAAGUUCGGACUCGGGGCUGUUGAAUAA